AUGAGUUCUGUCCAUGCAACUCUUCUUGCAAUAGCAAUCCUGAUACCAACAUGUAAACCAACUCGGGGAUUUUACUUCGGCCAAAGAAAUUUACACAUUAUAAACUGGUUGGAGAAUGGUGAAAUUUUAAUGGCUCGUUGCUGGUCCGAAGACAAUUCACUGGGAACACGCAUUGUAAAAAACAAAGAGGGAUUCAAAUGGAAAUUUUACGAUAAAAUCCUUUUUGGAAAGACGAAGUUUGAAUGUGACUUGGAGUUCAGCGACCAAGGACAACCAAGAAGAGGGCGUUUUGUGGUGUAUGACAACAAGCAAAAGAUUAGGAGACGAAACUGUUACCAAAAUUGUAUGUGGGGAGUUGGUGUAUAUGGCCUGUAUGCAUUUGAUGAGAAAGACAAAAAAUGGGAUUAUGAGAUUCCAUGGCCAAGUAAAAACAGGUUUGAAUCAUCUACAGAGUAA
This is a messenger RNA of Dovyalis caffra, 456 nucleotides long. NCBI's taxonomy places the organism in Eukaryota, Viridiplantae, Streptophyta, Magnoliopsida, Malpighiales, Salicaceae. The record is from the annotation of a GenBank genome assembly.